This is a messenger RNA of Thrips palmi, 3839 nucleotides long. RefSeq names its product BSD domain-containing protein 1-like. The record is from RefSeq and is a predicted model, not a curated record. Bases 212 to 1477 code for a protein of 421 amino acids. The transcript has 8 exons. Gene Ontology annotation, cellular component: cytoplasm. NCBI's taxonomy places the organism in Eukaryota, Metazoa, Arthropoda, Insecta, Thysanoptera, Thripidae.
CCACCAGUUCCGUAUCCGCUAUUGUUUGUUUGUUUCUGCUGCUGCAAAGCAAGAUGGCCGACGAACAAUAAUAUUUACAAGUUAUUAGACACUUGCUCUUGCCAUUUUCUGUGACUUUUGCGUCAUUUUGCUGUGUAAAACGAGUUUAGUCUUAUGCCUGGUGUAUUUUAGAACCUGGGCGGAGGCAACGGACAACACCUGGGCUGGAACGAUGGCUGACGGAGGUGGUUGGUGGGGGUCAUUGACUGGCGUAGUUAAUGCAGCUAAAAACAAGUCUGCUGAAGUUCUAGAGUUUGUCAAACGAGAUCUUGAUGAACUUUCCUCAACUGUUAAAAAUGAAGCAUCUCAGGUGGUUAAUUCAACUACAUCGGUGCUCAAAGAACAGCUUAGUUUCGAUCUAUCACAGUCCGAGUCAACUGUCAAUACCAUGAAACGCAGUAUGUCUUCCUUCUUAGGCACAGUUAAUACUGUUCUCAAUCCUGCCCCUGAUGAUAGUGAACAAGAAGCCAUGGUCAUGCGUGGAAACAUCCCAGUAGUAUUGACUAGAGUCCAGGCUCAGGUGCACACACUAAUGACAUCCGAAGAAACCUUCCUAGCAGAGCCGUCAGAUAUUGAGGCGACUCAAUUUUCUGCUUGGCUUGACAUUCAAGAAGACUUGUUGAAUAAUGAUAGCCUAACUAAGCUUAUGGUGACUUAUGCAGAACUCCAUUCACAGUAUACCAAACUUGUCCCCUCAAAGGUGAGCCAUGCUGAUUUCUGGCAAAGAUUUCUAUUUCGGAGAGCCUUACUUGAGGAUGAAGAAGCCCGGCGCCAAGCCCAAGAAAGACGACAACACCGUGAAGCUCAAGAAGCUGAGCAAGUUUUGAAUAAUCAUGAAGAUGAAUUUUCCUCAAGUAAAAUGGACAUUUCUGAUGAAGAGCAGAUCAGAUUACUUCAAGAAUAUGAAAAAGAAUGUAAAACCAAACCAUCUGAUGAGUUGGAAACCCAUGACUCAACACCUUCAUCUCCUCGUAAACUUCCGCUUAAAGAAAAUCAUUAUUCUGAUGGAAAGUCUCCUGAAAACGGCAGUGCCCUCUCUCCAUCAGAUGAAGAUUCUGAAAAGUCCUUAAUCUCAGAUGCCAAGAACAAGCUGUUUUCAUUUGUCAAGACUGCUAUUGAUUCAUUGGAUCUCCUUGAGAAUGACUAUGAAACUGAAGAGUCUUCUUCAGUCAGUAGCUAUGAAAAAUGCCCCAAGAGUGGUGAAACUACUGAAAGCGAUAAUAUUGGCGCUUGUCAAAAUUUGGAUUUAACUAUGAGGGAUAAAGGGGACAUGGUGGUCCUGGGGAAAAGCAGAGACAAAGCAGAUGACAGUGAUACAGGCAACGAAGACAGUACAGUAAUUUCAUCAUCAUCAUCCUCUUCUGCCACAUUACCUGAUGAUGAAUGGGAAAAGCUCCAGGCUGUUGAAGCUGCUGAUGCUGAAGAUUUUCUGCAUUGAGAAGAUUGCACUACAGUUAAUUUGCUACAUAUUGCAAUCUGAUCAAAAGUCUAAGCUAAGACGUUUGAGGUCAGUGUGGCAGGUCAGCAUUAGCCAGGACAGAUUUCACAAAAAAGACGUAAUGAUUUCGGUAAGUCUGCCCUCUGUGGAUCUAUUCAAUUGUGAAUCGAAUGUUCUCCUCUGGAUUCUUGCUUAAGAUUUUGUAGAGAAAACAAUAGACAAAGGGUUACAAUAUUACUCUUAGUAUCUGUUCAGUUUGUUGCCUUUCAAACAAACCCAAUAGUACUGAAUGGUGAAGCAUUUUAUAUAGAACUCAAACCUUUUGCAUGACCACAGUUCAUAAAUUUAACCAGAGUUUUCUUUUUGAGUUUUGACAUGGACUGUCGGUUUUUGUUUCCCUCCCCUUUUCCUCAAAUUAAGACCUAUAACUCGGAUGGGGUGUGGAAUUAUGUCAUGCUAUCAGAUGUGCCUUAUGCAGUACCUCUAUUGCACCAGAGAAGUGUAUGUUGUGGAAGCAAUUCUCCUAAUGAUCACUGACCAGUUUGUACUCUAGCUGUUUCUUGUUACACUAUUAAGCCCUUCAUCACUUUAAUGAUGGAUGGCUUAUCAUUCAUAACAUUCUUUGGUUUUGUGUCUGUUUGUCUGAUGAAAAUUGCCGGGUUUAUCUGUGCCCUUUUUGAUCCUUGCUCCUGUCAGGGAACUUGAGAUAAAAGGAUCACAAACAGAUGACUGAUCUUCAGAGCUCACUCUUUGUUCUAAAUAAUUAAUUAUCCCGUUACCUAUUCCCGCCUCUGUGGUUUGAUUACCUGUAGUAUUAUCAAAGGCCUCAACCACCAACAUGGAAGCUCAUGCAAAGAUAAUAGAUGGAAAUUAUUCUUGGAAAUCCUGCGAAUUUAUUAUGCUACAGUGGAGUUAAAGAUUUGGUCUCAAAAAAUACUUUUUUUUCUUUUUUUUUUUUUUUGUUACAAAAAGGGAAGAAAUAAGCCAUGGUUGAUUGUUGGCUUUCAUUUAGAGUCACAGUGAAACUCCGUUAUAGUCAAUCUGUUAUAAGAAAUCGUCACUUUAUAUUGGGGUUUAUUAUAACGGGGCCUCAUUGUAUUUUAACUGAUUAGGAAUUUAGUCCUUUUAUUUUCCUUAUCUUUGGAUACGUCUUUGAGUCUGGGCAAUCACAUUCUGAACAUGUUCUCUUGAUCUUCAAGAUGAAUAAUUUAUUUACCUGAAAAGAAAAAAAACAGCAGUUUUUUUUCCUUCUAGUAUUGAAGUGUAUAUGUAGAUGUUUCAAUAGAAAUUCUACAGUAGUCCUUUUUGGUAUAUCAUAUAAUUAGGUCUCGUAAAUAAUUUGUGAUAUGACAUUUUUUGAGUCAGAUUGCAUGUUUAUCUGACUGCCCAUUCUAUCUAUUGUGAACUGACAGCUUUGAUUUUUAAAGCCUUCUAUCUGCCUUCUCUUUCUGAUAAUCUUCCUGUUUCUUUCAAAUCUCUUUAUACAUACGUAUAUGUACAUAUACACUAUGCUCUUGCAUUAGUUGUCUUUAUGAUUUUCUGUUUUGUUCACUUAUAUAUGAAUUUAUGGGGUAGUCACGUACUACAAAGUGAAGGUAAGGUGCUGAUUGGAAUGUAUGAUGUGUUAGCUUGCAAGCUCGUAAUUUGACUUAGAGGUAAAGUUUUAUGGGGCUGUAAAUAGGUAGGAAGUGCUAAAAGGCAGGGAUGAGUGGCUAUAUUGUUGUUACAACUGUUUUCUUCAAAUGCACAGAUGACUGGCAAAUAGACACAUUGAGUUGGCAACAUUAUGGGCAAAGUUUGUCAGCCUAGAAUGGAGUAUAUUUGUUUGCAACUUAUUAGUGGAGGAACAUACCAGUGAUUUUGGCUUAUUGCCUUGGAAUAAUUUUGUGGAGUAAUCCAAAAAUUGAUUAAAUGAAUGAUAUCUUUACCUAUAAUUUAUCAUGUGUACGUUGUUCUCAUUUCAUUUACUUACUUACCCAAGUUAUGCAUUUUAGCAUAUAGACCGGUUGAGUUGUAGUGCCAAACAAUGAUAAAAAUUGAUAUCAAUUGUGGCUUUAAACAUUCUGUGUUUUUCAAAACUUCCAACUUUUGGGUUUUAGAAUUGUUUAUCAUAUGAUUUGCUACAUAUUACUCCUUUUCUUUCAAACUUUUACUUAACCUGAAGGUUAGUCAUGUCAUUAAUGGUACAUUCAAUAUCUUUUUUCCCCCCUUCUGAUCCGACACUCAACAUUUAUAAAUACUGUGUCCAUUUUUGCUGUGUAAACAGUCUUAGCUACUACUCUUGUGUACUUUGUCCAGUAAAGCUUGUUAUUAUUUUUAUUUUGUUAUUCAAAAUGUACAGAAAUAAAUCAAUUUCACAUCA